AUGCCCUGUUCGCCCCGCGCCACCGUCCUUCGGGACCUGGUCCUGGGCGUCCUGGGCACCGCCGCCUUCCUGCUCGACCUGGGCACCGACGUGUGGGCUGCGGUGCAGUACGGGUUCAGCGGCCGCUACCUGUGGGCAACGCUGGUGCUGGCGCUGCUGCUCGGGGCCUCGAUCGUGCUGCAAGGUUUCAGCUGGAUCUGGCUGCGCGCCGACCCCGCCGACCUGCACACCUCGCAGCCCUCUCCUCGCUGUCUGGCGCUGCUGCAUAUCCUACAGCUGGGCUACCUGUACAGGUGUGUGCAGGGGCUUCAGCAGGGGCUAUUGACAUGGCGGCAGGAGGUGCCCUCAGAGUUUGACCUGGCCUACAGCGACUUCCUCUCCCUGGACAUCAGCAUGCUGCGGCUCUUUGAGACCUUCUUGGAGACGACACCUCAGCUGACACUGGUGCUGGCCAUUGUGCUGCAGAGCGGCCGGGCGGAGUACUACCAGUGGGUCGGCAUCUGCAUGUCAUUCCUGGCCAUCUCGUGGGCGCUGCUUGACUACCACCGGGCCCUGCGCACCUGCCUGGCCUCGAAGCCCCUCCCGGGGCUGGGCUCCUCCGUGAUCUACUUCUUGUGGAACCUGCUGCUGCUGUGGCCCCGUGUCCUGGCCGUGGCCCUGUUCUCAGCCCUCUUCCCCCGCUACGUGGCCCUGCACUUCCUGGGCCUGUGGCUGGUGCUGCUGCUCUGGGUCUGGCUCCAGGGCACAGACUUCAUGCCAGGCCCCUGCUCUGAGUGGCUGUACCGGGCAACGGUGGCCACCAUCCUCUAUUUCUCCUGGUUCAACGUGGCGGAAGGCCGCACCAGAGGCCGGGCCACCAUCCACUUGGUGUUCCUCCUGAGUGACAGCUGUCUGCUGGUGGCUGCCUGGGCGAUGCACAGCACCUGGCUGCCCAGCAGGAUCCUGUUGCAGAGGUUGCUGUUUGUGGGUGCCGGCAGCUUCCUCUUGGGUCUGGUUCUGCGGCUUGUCUACUACCACUGGUUGCACCCUAGCUGCCACUGGAAGCCUGACCAGGUGGACGGGGUCCGGGCCCUCCUUUCACUUGAGUGGCAUCAGCUGCCUCAGAACAGGCGCAUGACCAAGAUGGCUAAGAACUUUUUCCCAAAGGCUAAGGAUGAAACUACUUCCUUAAGGAAAGACGAGGUGAAUGGUGUCCUUUGA
Messenger RNA from Elephantulus edwardii (Cape elephant shrew), 1200 nucleotides. It is a transcript of the gene XKR8, whose product is annotated as XK, Kell blood group complex subunit-related family, member 8. The record is from RefSeq and is a predicted model, not a curated record. Gene Ontology annotation, biological process: engulfment of apoptotic cell; apoptotic process involved in development; phosphatidylserine exposure on apoptotic cell surface. Gene Ontology annotation, cellular component: plasma membrane. Lineage: Eukaryota; Metazoa; Chordata; Mammalia; Macroscelidea; Macroscelididae. The transcript is spliced from 3 exons. The coding region runs from base 1 to 1200 and encodes 399 amino acids.